Closterium sp. Yama58-4 is the source of this 2133-nucleotide messenger RNA. NCBI's taxonomy places the organism in Eukaryota, Viridiplantae, Streptophyta, Zygnematophyceae, Desmidiales, Closteriaceae. The record is from the annotation of a GenBank genome assembly.
AUGGAGAGGCUUCAGAGCCAGGUGGCUGACGCGGAGCAGCGCCUGCGAGACACACAGAACCAGCUGCGGCUGGUACAGGAGGAGCUGUGGCAGAAGGAGGACGCGGUGAAGGAGGCGCAGGGGUGGGCGGCACACGGGCAGGACAUGGAGGCCCACGUGGCAGCCAUCACAGCAGCCAAUCAGAGCCUGCAUGGGGAACUCAGGGAACGCACGGACCAGUGCCACCAUCUGUUUGCCGUCACGCACCAGCUCAGGCAGCAGGCUCACGCUUUUCCUACUCCAUCCCCCUUCUGCCCUCCUCCCGGCCCUCUCGCCCCCUGCCCCCCGCACCAGUUGGCGGAGAGUGAGCGGUACCACAUGCAGCUGAUGCAGCGCCUGCACAUGGAGAACACGGACCUGCGCUGCAGGCUCGGCGCCCUCCCUGCCGCUGCUCCGGGCGCCGGUGGCUCGGCAGUGGCAGGCGCGGCAGCAGGCGCAGGAGCAGGAGCAGCUGGUGUUGGUACAGCAGGAGGCGCAGUGAAUGCUGGGGGCACAGGGAUUGCAGGAGGGCAGGCAGCAGCAGGAGGAGCAGGCACACUGGGGGCAUCUGGAGGGGGCAGUGGGGGGGCCACGGGUGCAGGAAGGGAAACAGGAGGGGUUGUGCAGGGAACUGGGACAGCGAUGGGUGGCGCUGGUGCUGGUGCUGGUGCUGGUGCUGGUGCUGGUGGCAGCAAGGACGGGAAGAGCGAAGCAGCAGCAGCACAUGCAGGACAGGCCCACCCGCCCAUGGCGCCACACGCCUAUCUCAUCCGCCCACACAUGUCCCACCCCUUCUACGCUGCACCCAUGCAAACCGGAGCAGCACAGGCUGCAGGGGUGCAGGCAGGACAUGCGGUUACAGGGCUACCAGGGCAGAGUCAGCAACACAUGCAGAACCAGGGACAGGGGCAGGGGCACGGGCAGGGGCAGACGCAGGGGCAGGGACAGGGGCAAACACAUGCGCAGGUGCCAAAACCGCAGGGGCAACAGCAAAGCCAGCAGCAGCAGCAGCAGCAGCAGCAAGCGGUGGUGAUGCAUCACAUCACUCACCCCAUGAGCAACCAGCCACUCCCCCUGAACCCCACACCCCAGCAGCAGCAGCAUGCGAGCAGCCUUACCUUUGGUUCUGGGACUAGCAAUGGUCCAAGUAGCAGCAACACCACUGGUGGCACAGGGGAGAAGGGCAGGGAGAGCGGUGGCAGCAGCAGCACAAGUGAUAGAGCCCCAGUAGGCGAGAAUGCAAAUGGGCACAUGGGCAGCAUCAGUGCUGAUGCUACUCCGAGAAACAGCUUUUCCACUGCUGCUGCUGCCCCUCGGAAGCUCGCUGCCAGUCCCAUCACGCAGCGGUCACCACCCCGAGGGGUGGAUGUAGGGUUGGGAGGCGUGGCUUACGUGCCUGAACGCCCUAGUGGGGAGGCCUCAGGUGCAGCAGAGUCAGGUGCAGGUGUGGAUGGGAAGUCAGCGAUUGAAGGUAAAGUGGGGAUUGAACCUCUACCUGCGUCAGCUGUGCUGGUUGCAGGGAGCACUGGGUUGAAGGACGAGAGGGCGCUGCUGACGUGCAUCGUGCGAACGCUCUCAGCGGACAGGGGCGCCAAGGCCCUCAUCUCCUCCACCGUCGCCCCCCGCCUUGCCCGACUGCUUGCCCCGCUAACCUGGGCGCACUACGAGCCGCUAUACGGGUCGCUGCAUCAGCUUAUCGCGUCCAAGCCUGAGUUGUUUGGCAUGGAGGGACCGGACCAUGUGUUCCUGAGAAGCAACGCGCAUGCCAUCAUCGCCACACUCCCCCUCCACCCCACCAUGCCUCUCCCCCAUCCCUCCUCCUCCAUCCCCUCCCCUGCCACCUCCCUUCCACUCGCCCUCACCCCCGCCGCCCCUCGCCCCCUUGCUCCGCGCUCACCCCCUCCUGAUGCUUCUAUUCCUUCCGGUGCUGUAACCGGUGCUGCUGUUGUAACCGGUUCUGGUGCGAGUACUACCCCUGCUAAAGCUGCGGGUGGUGCGGGCAGUGGGGGUGCAGCAGGUGGCGAUGAGGGGGUGUUGAGGCGCGAGGUUGUGGGGCCGGGGGUGGAAGGGGCGGGGAGAGGCAGCCGCCUGUGGUUUGCCAAUGCUGCACGGUGA